AUGUCUAGAACACAAGCAGCCCCUGGCACAUUCACUCGGCUGGCUCUCCCCAACAAAAACCGACGAACGCCCAACAAAGAGAUCGUGGCGGCGUUGUGGUUCUUGAGCGCCAAGUUCUGCUCACGGCUUGGCUGGUUCAGAACGAAACAUAACGCCGUGCACUGCUUUUCGUUACCUAGUGUGAUUUCUAGCCCGACGGCAUCCUCGGAGGAACGUCGGUUGGCUCUGGGCACAUCAACACGCAUGCCCGACUUUGGUAGUUUCAGAAGAGCGACCAAAUGUGGCUCGAUAGCAAUCCAAAAACGGCGAUGCCGUCGGCUCUUACGUCUGUCAAAUUGACAAACGCGUCGAAUCGGUCCCGCGCGAAACUUGCUGUAUCCAAAGUCGCGCCUUUGAGCAACGAGGAUUGACGGUCUUGGAGGGAUCCGAGGUAGGAGCUGGCGUCUUCGCAAAUGCGAAGACAUUGGUUGGUCACAUCUCUCUCAUUCAAAAGCUAGAUCAGAGCCGAGAGAAAAUCGUAGCAACGAUACACCACCUUCAAAACCUUCUCAGUUCAACAAUGUCGAAUGAGGGCCCCGAGCGUGACGAACAAAGGCUACGAGUGCAGGAGGAUAUCCACGCCUCCAAGCAGUGUUUGGAAGUCUGCAAACUGGCAUCCAAGCAAUUCUCUCGUCAGAAGAUACAUAUCGUUGGAGAAGUAGUUGCUGACGAUGACACCGAUCAAGUGGUUGUUACAACUCUUGCCGAUCUUUUUGACGUUGGCAAGGUAUUGGCUAAAAGCGGUUCUGCACAACUAGUCGGCUCAAUGACGGAUGAUACGCUGCAAAAACUGACAGCAGAUCGGUAUAGCAGUCGUUUUGGCACCGCAUCCAACUAUCCUGGCCGUGCACAAGUUCGCAGCACUGCCUUGCCAGCAAGUUGUACGAGCCAAGACGGCGACAACCAUACUCCAUACCUAUCGAACAAGGACAGACAAUCCCCAGAUGCGCAUUUGAAGUCUGCCAGACCAUCCCCUAAUGAGGUUAGAAAACGGGCUGCCGAAGGCGGUGGUGCAUACCCGGUGUGA
Messenger RNA from Pyricularia pennisetigena, 1066 nucleotides. RefSeq lists its product as uncharacterized. The record is from RefSeq and is a predicted model, not a curated record. Bases 560 to 1066 code for a protein of 168 amino acids. The transcript has 3 exons. NCBI's taxonomy places the organism in Eukaryota, Fungi, Ascomycota, Sordariomycetes, Magnaporthales, Pyriculariaceae.